Messenger RNA from Cannabis sativa, 2169 nucleotides. RefSeq lists its product as uncharacterized. The record is from RefSeq and is a predicted model, not a curated record. Gene Ontology annotation, molecular function: kinase activity; phosphotransferase activity, alcohol group as acceptor. Gene Ontology annotation, biological process: carbohydrate metabolic process. Lineage: Eukaryota; Viridiplantae; Streptophyta; Magnoliopsida; Rosales; Cannabaceae. The transcript is spliced from 15 exons. Bases 104 to 1978 code for a protein of 624 amino acids.
UAAAUUAACUAAAUCAAAUCAAAAUAUAAACCCAAACAAAAUAAAAUAAAAAAUAAAAAAUAAAAUUAAAAUCGGAGAUCUAAUCGAAAAAAGAAAAAUAAAAAUGUCAGGUAGUAAUAGAAAGGGGUGGUCCGAUACGGUGCCGUUAUUGCCUCAAAAUUCUUCAAAAUCAAAAUCAAAAUCAAAAUCAAAGUCAAAGUCUCACCAUUCUCUCUCCACCGCCUCUAUCUACCUCGAGAUGGCUUCCACCACCGCCAUUGCCGACCACGACCGUAAUGUUUUUCUUGGUGUCGAUGUCGGCACUGGCAGCGCUCGCGCAGGUUUGUUUGAUGAAAAUGGGAAGCUGCUUGGUUCGUCUAGCAGUCCAAUUCAGAUAUGGAAAGAAGGUGAUUGUAUUGAGCAAUCUUCUACAGAUAUCUGGCAUGCAGUCUGUGCUGCUGUUAAAGCAGCAUGCUCUAUUGCAGAUGUUGCGGGGGAAGAAGUAAAGGGUAUUGGAUUUGCGGCUACUUGUUCCCUUGUUGCUGUGGAUUCCGAUGGCUCUCCUGUUACGGUAUCUUGGAGUGGGGACUCUAGGAGAAACAUUGUAGUUUGGAUGGAUCAUAGAGCUGUAGAACAAGCUCAGAGAAUUAACUCGCGUAAUUCACCUGUAUUGCAGUAUUGUGGCGGGGGCCUUUCCCCUGAAAUGCAGCCACCAAAGCUUCUAUGGGUGAAAGAGAAUUUGCAAGAAUCUUGGUCAAUGGUGUUCAGAUGGAUGGACUUGAGUGAUUGGUUGUCAUACAGGGCAACAGGAGAUGAUACCAGGAGUCUCUGUACCACAGUGUGCAAAUGGACAUAUCUUGGUCAUGCGCAUAUGCAAAAAAACAAUGAGAAGGACUCAAGAGAUAUGGAAGCUUGUGGAUGGGAUGAUGACUUUUGGGAAGAGAUUGGAUUAGGUGAUCUUGUAGAUGGACAUCAUGCUAAGAUUGGACGUAGUGUAGCCUUUCCUGGCCAUCCAUUGGGUUCCGGUCUUACUCCAGCUGCAGCGCAGGAACUAGGUUUAGUAGCAGGAAUACCUGUUGGGACUUCAUUGAUUGAUGCGCAUGCUGGUGGAGUAGGAGUUAUGGAAAGUGUGCCUAUGUCAGAUUCUGAAGUUAAAGGGGAUGAUGUGGAAGCUCUAUGCCGCCGUAUGGUGUUAGUAUGUGGAACCUCUACUUGCCAUAUGGCUGUGUCUCGGAGCAAGCUAUUCAUUCCAGGGGUCUGGGGACCAUUCUGGUCAGCUAUGGUACCUGAAUAUUGGCUUACAGAAGGUGGCCAAAGUGCUACUGGUGCAUUGUUGGAUCACAUAAUCGAAAACCAUGCUGCUUCUUCCCACCUUGCUAAUCGCGCUGCUUCACAAAGUAUAUCUAUCUAUGAACUUCUAAAUAAGAGAUUGGAAUCAACAAUGACUGAACUGGAGCUACCAUUUAUUGCUUCUUUGACUGAAGAUAUACACGUGCUUCCUGAUUUCCACGGAAACAGGUCUCCCAUUGCAGACCCCAAAGCAAAGGGAAUGAUCAGCGGUUUAACUCUUGACACAAGCGAGAAGAAGUUGGCUCUUAUGUACCUUGCUACUGUUCAGGGUAUUGCAUAUGGUACACGUCACAUUGUGGAGCACUGCAAUGCCCAUGGUCACAAGAUUGACACAAUACUUGCUUGUGGUGGUCUUGCCAAGAACUCAUUAUUCAUUCAAGAAAAUGCAGAUAUAAUUGGCUGCCCAAUUGUUUUGCCACGAGAAAGCGAGUCUGUGCUUUUGGGUGCUGCCAUUCUCGGUUCUGUUGCUGCAAAAAAAUAUUCCAGCGUGCAUGAUGCUAUGAAGGCUCUAAAUGCAGCUGGUCAAGUAAUUCAUCCAUCUAAAGAUCCUAAGGUGAAGAAGUACCACGAAGCGAAAUACCGCAUCUUCCGUGAGCUGUACGAGCAACAACUAUCUCAUCGUUCUCUAAUGGCUCAAGCAUUGGCAUAGAUGAAAAAAAGGUGACUAAUGGCCCUUUUAUACUGUAUAUGAAUUAUUGCUUUCUCAUCAAGUAAGCUGCCUUUUUUUUCUUCUCUGGAUUUAAAAAGACAAUUGUCUUUUCUGAAACUUGUUUAUUUCCAUGAAAAAAAUACUAUUCAUUAAAAGGGAUCUAAAUAAAUUGUUUAAAUCUUCAGAACAAA